ACAAUUUUUGACAGCCCAACUAUGAUAAAUUGUCGCUUUCGUGCACGAAUUUAUUUUGUUAUUUGAUUUUCGUAAUUUGCGCUUUUAGAUUAAUAUAAACAAAAUUUUAGUUGAUCAGUGUGAAUCCAAUUAAAUUUAGCUGAACUUCCGGCACAAAAAUAGGAGGAUACAUCUGGAUGCCAGUCAUGGAGAUCAGCAUAAAAUGGAACAUUUGUCGCAUUUGUUUGGCAGAGGAAGGGCAAAAUCAUGGCGCAAAAUAUAUUUUGAUUGAUUCUAAAAUAGUCAAACAAAUUUAUGAUAUUACUCGAGUGCAGAUGGAGACAAGCGACAACUUGCCAGAUAAGAUUUGCCGUAAAUGCUUGCUUCUACUAAAAUAUGCAUACCAUUUUAGAACAACCUGUCGUAAUUCGGAAGAGUACUUGCAGUCCGUUAUUCAAAAGACUAAAUCAGCCACAUCCAUGUUAAAAAUGGAUAAACAACGAGAACGUUCAGUGGAAUUACUGGAAGAAAUAUUUCACGAGGAUGUGGAAUUUAUUUCGUUAAAUGAUCACCGAGAUCCAGUAGUGGAGGAGUAUUUUGAUACGAAAGAGGAAAAUGUACCGAGUCCAUUGACAUUACCGGAAAAGAUAGGUGAUAGUAGAGACAGUACUAAAACCAAUGUAACAAAUACUAUUCCCAGUACGUCGAUAGUAUUAAAAAAGCAAGAAUACCAUGAAAACGAUAGAGUUACACAAAACAUGAGUUAUGAAACAAACAAUCAUGAUAAAAUAAUGCUUGAUAACAAUAUCGAUACGAAUACAUCUGAGAGAGAUAUUAGUAAGACACAUAAAGAACCGACUUCAAACCAGAAGUUUGUAGAUCAAGACGAUGAAGAAGUUGAAAUGGAUGUUAUCUAUAAUAAUAGAAAAACAAAUUAUAAACAGAGACAUUUUCAAAGAUCAAACAGAAAACUGAGUAAAACACAAAUAGAUUCAAAUUGUUCAGAACAGGUACUGACAGAUCAGAAUUACGAGGGAAAAGAACUGGCUGACGUUGAUGCCAGUAAGACAAAUUCAAAACAAAACCCUUUACGUUUACAUAAAUAUAAUACUGAAGGUAGUGUGGAUGCUUUUGAUUAUGCUGAUGAUAAUAAAAUCACAGACGAGGAUAUAAACGAUGAUAAUAAUGAAUACAAUUCAAAUAAUGAAACUAAAGAAGAUGAAAUAGAUAAUGACGUAGUGGAUACCGAAAUUAGAUUAGAUAAACUAAAGACAAACAACAGUUCACCUGCACAUGAACCCGAAAUAAAGGUACAGACAGAAGAUGAGGAGCUGUACUACUUAAUCGAAGAUCCCGCUACUAAAACAGAGGAAUCAUCGAAUUCUCAAAUUGAAGAUAUUGAACUAGAAGCGGAUGCAGAUGAUUCCAUUCAAUUAAUAGAUAAUUACGCAGAAGCAGAAGCUGAUGGUAGUGUAGAAGACGAGGAACCUGAAUACGAAGACUCGGAAACACAAAAAUCUGUGGUACAUGUAGAAGAAUAUCUAAUAGAUGAAAUCGAUAAUGAAUCGGUGCCACAACACGAAAUGGAAUUAAAUGAAGAUCAAUUAACAAAACGACCCAGUUCAACGACUAUCAAAAUCAGAGAUCGAGCUUCUCCACAUAUGCGUAGAAAAGGGAAUGAUUCGUAUAUUUAUUCAUGUGACGUUUGUGGUAACCAUUUCACCAGCCGAAGCCUUAGAAAUUAUCACAUGAGAAUACACCGUAAGGAAAGAAAUUUCGAGUGCGAGCUGUGCUUUAAGCGCUUUACAGCGGCGUGCAAUCUAACGGCGCAUAUGCGCAUACACACCGGGGAAAAGCCGUACGAAUGUAAAUAUUGCUUGCGCAGAUUUACGGACCGAAGUACGCAUGUCAAACACGAACGGGUACACACAAAUGAAAAACCUUUCCAAUGCAACAUCUGUGGCAAAUCAUUCGCCUUAUCCACCACGCUUCGCACGCACGAGAAAGUGCACACAAAUGAAAAGCCCUUCAAAUGCGAGCCCUGUGAAAAAUCAUUCAAAUUACCCCACCAGUUGAAAUCUCACCAGCUCACUAACCAACAUAAAAACAUUGUAACAGCUUUGGGGCUGGAGAAUUAUAACUAAAUAAAGUAAUUAGUUAUAGCU
Zeugodacus cucurbitae (melon fly) is the source of this 2144-nucleotide messenger RNA. RefSeq names its product zinc finger protein 286A. The transcript has 5 exons. NCBI's taxonomy places the organism in Eukaryota, Metazoa, Arthropoda, Insecta, Diptera, Tephritidae. Bases 177 to 2123 code for a protein of 648 amino acids. The record is from RefSeq and is a predicted model, not a curated record. Gene Ontology annotation, cellular component: nucleus. Gene Ontology annotation, molecular function: zinc ion binding.